Molecule: messenger RNA, 4852 nt
Organism: Gigantopelta aegis
Lineage: Eukaryota; Metazoa; Mollusca; Gastropoda; Neomphalida; Peltospiridae
Product: polyadenylate-binding protein-interacting protein 1-like
Exons: 14
Coding region: 213-1676 (487 amino acids)
Biological process (GO): regulation of translational initiation
Molecular function (GO): translation activator activity; protein binding; RNA binding
Source: RefSeq, a predicted model, not a curated record
GUAUAACACGCAUGCGUACAAUCAGAUGUUAAAUUUUCAGAGAUAAUUGCUUCUGGAUCAUCACGUUGUCGAAGUCACAAAGUAGUUUCGGAGUUAAUCGUUUUAUGGAAGAAGGCAGAAGCGAGAGUGUUUUUUGCAAUAUUUGUAUUGUACACACAUUGAUCAACUGAAGCAGCUGACCGGGGUAUAUCCUGGGUUGUCAGGCAAUAGAAAUGGAGGGUGCAAACUCAAACUUUAUAGAUGAACAAAAUAAGAAACCACCUUUGAGGCAACCUACCGUAGCCACGCAAGAGCGUCUGCUAAACAGCGUGAAUCAAGUGAAUGUCAACGAUCGUCCUAAUGGAGGUGAACAAAUUAAGAAACAAGCUUUGAGACGGCCGACAGUAGCAACACAAGAGCGUCUGUUUAACAGUCUGAAUAUGUUUGAUCUCGAGCUGAAUCGCAACAACAAUGCUACUUGUUCCACAGAUGAGGAAUUUGAAAACAAGCCUCGGCCGUUCACGUUCAAUGUUAAUGCUAUAGAGUUUGUUCCACGAAUUACCAGGACCACCCAGAGCACAGGUGACAAGCCCACACUUUCGGUGGAAGCCAUGCCAUUUGUGCCCAGACAGAAUACAACUCAGCCAGUGUUCGCUGAUUUGGUUCAGGAGUUUCAGAAGACUUUGUUCAUCCUUACCACUAACCCCGGCAACAUGGAGGAGUACAUGCGGCCGAUGUGUGACAUGUUCAGUGGAGUGAACGCUGCAAAGUACAUGCAAGAUGUCAUUGAACUCUUGUAUGAACAGAGUAUAGCUGAACCAAAUUUUCGGUACACUGGAGCGCGCGUGUGUCAGCAUAUCUGCAGUGUUUUAAAGGACCACUCGAUAUUUUCAGACUUCAGGAAUCAGUUUUUAAAAAGAUGUCAGCAGGACUUUAACAAAAGAGACCACCUCCUGUCAAACCCGCCCACAAUAGACAGAGCCUGUGGUUUGACUCUCUUUAUGGGCGAACUCUUUCAGAAUUUAGAAAUAAUUGGUAAUGAUGGGAAGCCCCAAAAAAUAGGCUUCCUGCCCGAAGCUCUUCGAGACUUGCUAUUGUCACUGCUAUCUUACCCCUCCGAUACAUCCGUCAAAUGUGCUUGUCAGUUGCUCAAGUUGUGUGGUGCAUCAAUGGAAGAUAUGUUGAGGUCUGAGGAUUUCGAUCAGGUCUUCACUAGUCUUCAGGGAAUCGCUGCCUCACCACAUUUGAGAGACAAUACAAAGUUCUUGAUACAAACUGUUGUGAAAUUGCGUGAAUCUGACUGGGGUCGGAAAGGUUCAUCAACAUUAUCAUCACAAAAUGCUGACUUCAACCACUAUUCAUAUCAACAUUCAGAUUUGGCAUCGUCAGAACCCAUCUUCUACAAUGAGUCAGGACAAACUAUCUCCAGAGAGCAGGCUGGGUUUGCAUUUGAUGAACCAGAAGAGUCGUACGACGAUGAACAGUACGUCCUCAACGAGGAGGAAGACCUGGAGUUCCUCCAGUGGCAGCAGGAGACGUUGAACGGCAGCGCCGGCGAGCCCGACUUCACGCACUGGUCGAACCCCGCUGAAAACAACUUCACAGAGCCAAACUACCCGUAUGCUGACAAUGGAAUGGAUGAUGAAAUGGACGCAGAUUUCGAAGAGUUCCUGAGACAGCAGCAGCAUCCACAGUAACAGCAGCAUCCUCAGUAACAGUAGCAUCCACAGUAACAGCAUUAGUCCAAGACAGUCAUUGUCAUUGUCAUUGUCAUUAAGAUGUAACUUCUCAUCGGGUACCGAUUCCAUACACCCUUCCAUUCGUCAAAUCCUGCCACACGAACCACAUUAGUCAGUCAGUAGCUGUUGGUCGUCUUGCCUUUGAAUCAUGUUCACACACCACAUACAGAUCUGAUCGGAGUCAACCCAAGUCUGCCGCCAGUUGCACAUCAAUCAGGGGUCUGAUUCGGAUUGUAGGGUUUCCAAAAUCCACACCUAGGGAUUUCAAGAUCGCAAGAUAGAGACUACCAUAGAUAUAAUGUCAUAUUUUUCCAAAUCAUCAAAGUACACAUUUCGAAUUUCUAUUUUGAAAGAUAUUGGAACAUUCCUUUAUUUAAUUGGGGGGGGGGGGGGGAGGUAUUUAGUAAUUUGUAGAUGUUAAAGCUUGUAUCACUGUCGCAAAUGAGUUUUAUCAAAUAAGGCAAAGUAAAACCACCAUUAACGUCUGCUAAUGGCCAAGUUCAAAAUAGUUCUCCAUAUUCUAAUUCAGCAAAUGUCCUUUUUCAGUUUUGUUAAAAAAAUUUCAGAAAGAACACACAGUAACAAAAAACUCGGUCACUACCAUUGUGCUUGUAACUGUCCACUUUAUAUUUAAUGUUACAAACAAAUUUUAAAAAUACUCUUUAUUUGCAAUACGACUUGUUCCUAAUUUUCAUUUUGUGUUGAUUGUUUUCAUAACCACAAAAGUCAGCCAUACUUAAUGAUUUUACUUGUUUUGGACAUAAUAACUGGUGUUCAGAAAUGAUACAUUCAGCAUUCUUACCGUUAUUUACUUCUGUAUUCCUGUUGUGUUACAUCACUCGCACAACCCUUUUGUGUAGCAUUUCCAUCACACGUUAGAGGAACAUGCAUUUUACUUCGAAAAUUUACAUUUUAAAAGUGUAUGUCAAAUUAAACAGUGAUAUGUAAACAGGCACAAGUGAAUUCCCAAAACUGUGGGGUGUGUCUGCUGGUUUAGAGGUCAUUAACCAGUCGAAUUUCAUUUUACCUACACAUUGAAUUACGACUUUAACGUCAUGGCAAUGCCAUACAAAUAGCAUGCAUGUGAGGCCAGUAAAGAUUGGAGUCCAUACCGUAGAGUUUUAUAAGUGUGGGCUCUGGUGUUUGUUUGAAUACUGCAAUGAUUUGUGAUGGGGACAUUACUAAUAUGAAUAUUUAAUUUAUUUAAAAAGCAUGCAGCCAAUGAAUUUAUAUUUUAUUCCUAUAAUAUCAACAGUGUGGGGUGGGGACACAAAACAAUCAAAACACAACUGAAUAACAAACGUUUGUUGUUUCUCCUCAAAAGGUAUUGUGGUGAUGGAUUAUUGUUAUUUAAUAUGAAAGUACUGUAAUGUUUAGCACUUCUUUCAGUAUUUUUGUUAAACAUGUUUUUGAGUACACGUUUUCUGUAUGGAAUGUGUCUUGUAUACAUACACAUGUAUAUUCCUGUACAUAUGUACUAUAUAUUUGUAAAAAAAAUAAUUGAUUAUUAUGAAAGUGCUAUUAUAUAUGUUUUAUAUUUAUAUAAAAUUGAAAAUGUUUAUUUCUUUUCUCUCCGAAUUUUGUAAUUGAUUAAGACAAAUCUUGUAAUUUAUUUCUGACUGUCCUUGCUCUAUGUUUUGGAUGUUUUAACGUUGCCAGUAUACUAGUCAUUUCUACAGCUUCAGAUUUUGUCUUUAUAUUGGUAAUAACAUCGUCUGUUUCGCCUGUUUGUUGUGUUGAGGUUUUUGUCUUUGUUUUGUUGGUGCUUGUAAUGGGCAUAUAUCGCCAAAUCAGAUCCCAAAGACAACAAUAGUAACAUGUGGCUAAAACUGGUAUGGAUAGUAUUUCAAUCAACUUGCACCCCAUGAAUAUCUAUACUACCACCCCUCACCCUUAAAGUAAAUCAGAAAACAAAUGGGUGUUAAGCUGCUUCAGACAUGAUGGGAAGGGUCUUUGACAACCUUAGUUCUGCACAAUACUUGUUAUGCUGUUUUUAGUAGAACCCCACACAUUUCAAGUACAAUAGUAUCGGGUACACUGAAACUAAUUCAAAUAGAAUUGGAGGAAGUUACUGGCUAGAAGAAGCAACAUUUUAUGACAACAAACACCUGUCACAUUUAUUAACCGUGGCAGGACUGGUAGUUUUAACUGUCAUAUGAAAAGUUAGGUGCUCUUCCAACUUUGGCCCUGUGAGAUUCUAUAUGGUUUACUGCUACCAUUUGUUUCUCAAAAUAAUCAACAAUACAAAUAGAUCUCAUGUUCAAAAAUCUAAAAAAUGUAUAUUGGUCAUAUGAUUCAAUAAUUCACAAAAUUGUUCAGAAACUUGUAUGUCCAACGAGAAUGUUAAUUUCAUUAAAGGUACAACUCACAAUGUUAUUGCUUGGGAUUAUUUUUAUGCUGGUGUGUUGUUAAACAUUCUUUCAUUCAUUCCCUCAGGAUUAUUCCAUAGUCAGACGGUUUAAGAAGUAUAACUUGGCUUUGUUCAGAGUUUAGGGUUUUGUCUCUUGCCUCUGGUACUGAUAAGUCAUCCUUUACCCACAGUCAUCUGGCAGUUUGUAACACUCUUGUUUUGGACUGUGAGACUUAUUAACCUCCACACCACUGAUUCUCUAAACUAUAGGGACAGUCUCUUGACUCACUGGAGGUUCACAGAAUGUGGAAAACAAACAUGUAAUCAAAUAAUUUUGAAAAGUUCCAAAUAUAAUCAAAAGUCAGUUGUGUAAAUGUUUACUGUUUGACAUUCUAUCAUCUCGUAGUAAUCUAUCUAACACAGACCACAUCUCUACAGUGUUCAUGAACUCAUCUGUUUUGCUGUUAUUAGUUCUCCUGGACUGCCACUUACUGUCAUUUUGAAGUAUAAAAUUUAUUUUUAAAGAUAGGAAUGUGCUACUUGGGGAAUAAUUUGUGAACACUAGUGCUGAAAAACAUCUCAAUUUACACGCAAUUUUACAUUUUAACACUAAUCAAAAGUUGUUCCUGUUCUGUGGUCAGAGGCUCACAUUAAAGUGGCAGAUCCUAGUUUUUAAACACUAUGACAUAUUUUUCACUGUUGUAGCCGUUUUUGAUAAUUAAAAUUGGACUUUUCUUAAAUUUUACUGUUUAUAUAAUCCAUUUCUGUACAUUUGAAGUGUUUG